Messenger RNA from Camellia sinensis, 3194 nucleotides. Its product is annotated as aminopeptidase M1. Gene Ontology annotation, cellular component: cytoplasm; membrane. Gene Ontology annotation, molecular function: metalloaminopeptidase activity; zinc ion binding; peptide binding. The record is from RefSeq and is a predicted model, not a curated record. Gene Ontology annotation, biological process: peptide catabolic process; proteolysis. NCBI's taxonomy places the organism in Eukaryota, Viridiplantae, Streptophyta, Magnoliopsida, Ericales, Theaceae.
AAUAAAAACUCCCACUACUUGUUUGUCUCGUUUGAGAAGACAACUGGCGUAAACCAAUGUUGUUGGGGGCAAUGAAUAAUUUCUUGAGACAUCACGGCCAACCACUGUAUUUCAAACAUGGCGGCUCUGAAAAGAAAUCUCUGAAAACAGAGUGAGAGAGAGAGAGAGAGAGAGCAUUACUCUUUAUCCACAUAAUCCAUACCUCCCCCCUCAAACUACACUUCACUCACUCAGAGAGAGAGAGAGAGAGAGAGAGAGCAUGGAGGCAGAGAAACAGAGCAUUGAGCAAUUCAAAAAUCAAACCAGGCUUCCCAAAUUCGCAAUCCCAAAUCGUUACGAUCUCACUCUAAAUCCCGAUCUCUUUGCUUGUACUUUUUCCGGUACUGUCCAAAUCAACCUCUCGAUCCUCCAAAUCACCAAAUUCAUCGUCUUGAAUGCGCUCGAACUCGUCAUCGACCAAGCCUCCUUCACUAACCCCCAGAACCAGAAAUGUGUGCCGUCGGAUGUGGUGCUGGACGGUGAUGAUGAGAUACUGAUUUUGGUCUUCGAUGAGGGUCUUGUUGUAGGAGAUGGAGUUCUGGAGAUUAGCUUUUCUGGUGUGCUUAAUGUACACAUGAGGGGUUUCUACAGUGGUACAUAUAUGGAUGGUGGAGUGAAGAAGAAUAUGGCGUCGACUCAAUUUGAAGCAGUGGAGGCACGACGGUGUUUUCCUUGCUGGGAUGAACCUGCUCUCAAGGCCACCUUCAAGAUAACACUGAACGUGCCAUCCGAGUUGACUGCAUUGUCUAAUAUGCCAGUUGUCCACGAAAAGCUUAACGGGCAUCUAAAAACAGUACAUUUUGAAGAAUCACCAAUUAUGUCAACUUAUCUGGUGGCUGUUGUGAUUGGUUUAUUUGAUCAUAUAGAAGAAACAACGGCUGAUGGGAUUAUGGUUCGUGCGUACUGCCCUGUUGGUAAGAGUGAUCAAGGAAGAUUUGCUCUAGAUGUUGCAGUGAAGGCACUUGAUAUAUAUAAGAAGUACUUCUCCAUGCCUUACACUCUUCCUAAGCUGGAUAUGGUUGCUGUCCCUGAUUUUCAGUAUGGGGCCAUGGAGAAUUAUGGCUUGAUCACCUAUCGUGAAUCUGAGCUGCUCUAUGAUAAUUUGUAUUCUACAGCUGUUAACAAACAGAGGCUUGCAAUUGUGGUGACACAUGAAGUUGCACAUCAAUGGUUUGGCAAUCUGGUAACAAUGGAAUGGUGGACUCAUUUAUGGCUUAAUGAAGGUUUUGCAACAUGGGUGAGCUAUUUAGUCACUGACACCUUAUUUCCUGAGUGGGAAAUCUGGACUAAAUUUCUUGAAGACACUGCUGGGGGUUUACAUUUGGAUGCAUUGGAAACCUCACACCCAAUAGAGGUGGAGAUACAUCAUGCUCGUUCAAUUGAUGAAGUUGCUGAUGAUAUAACCUAUACAAAGGGAUGUGCUGUUAUUCGAAUGUUAAUGGACUAUCUUGGUGAUGACGUUUUCCAGAAAUCUUUAAGUUCAUACAUGAAGAAGUACGCUUGCAAAAGCACAAAGACAGAAGACUUGUGGAGUGUUCUUUCGGAAGAAUCUGGCAUCCAAGUGAACACAAUGAUGGACACAUGGACGAAGAAAAAGGGCUAUCCAGUUAUCUCUGUUAAACUUGAAGAUUUUAACUUAGAAUUUGAACAGUCACAGUUUUUGUUUUCUGGUUUGCACUCUGAUGAUUGCUGGGUUGUCCCAAUAACUUUGUCGGUUGGUUCAUGCAACGUGAAAAAGAAUUUUCUUUUAGAGACAAAAUUUGGCAAGUUGGAUAUAUCCGGACUGUUUUAUUCUUCUGAUGGCAAUUCAAGCUCUUUUGAGGAGAAGAAUCAAGAGAAAUUUAAUGAAAAUUAUUGGGUCAAAUUAAAUAUUGGGCAGACUGGAUUUUAUAGGGUGAAAUAUGAUGAAAAAGUCACUGCACAACUAAGGAAAGCUAUCGAGGACAAUUGCUUGUCUGCAGCAGAUAAAUUUGGCAUUUUGGAUGACAUGUAUGCUCUUUGUGAGGCGUGUGAAGUGCCACUGUCAUCUUUGCUUUCCUUGAUGAACGUAUACAGAAAGGAGCUUGAUUAUAUCGUGUUAUCACGAAUCAUUAAUAUAAGUUCUAAUGUUGCGAAGAUCGCAAGUGAUGCCGUACCGAAUUUAGCAAAUCGUAUGAAACAAUUUUUCAUUGAUCUCCUCCUUUUCUCCGCUGAAAAAUUAGGUUGGGAACCUAUCCAAGGAGAGAACCAUUUGAAUUCGAUGUUGAGAGAAGAAGUUUUGCUGGCCUUGGUUAAGUUUGGCCAUGACAGUACCAUUGUUGAAGCAACGAAGCGCUUUGAAGCAUACUUGGGUGAUCGAAACACUACGCUUCUUCCGGUUUACUGUAGAAAGGCUGCUUACGUUGCUGUAAUGAGGAAUGCCAAUACCAGCAAUAGGAGCGGGCUUGAAUCCCUAAUAAAUGUAUACAAGGAAGCAGAGGCGAUGCAAGAAAAGGCCCGGGUUCUGCGUUGUAUCGCAUCUUGUCCAGACCCCGAUAUAGUUUUGGAGAUUUUGAAUUUCAUGUUAUCUGAUGAGGUUCGAGGUCAAGAUAGAUUGUAUAUAUUACCCGGAUUAAGCUUAGAAGGGCGCAAGACAGCAUGGAAAUGGUUAAAAGAGAACUGGGAUUUAAUCCUUGAAAAAUGCGCUGGGCCAAUACUUCACUCUUUUGUUAGAGGCAUCGUCACACCAUUUUCCAGCCAUGAAAAGGCAGAUGAAGUGGAAGCGUUUUUUGCUAGCCGUGAUAUUACUGCAUUUGCUAGGAUUUUGAAGCAAAGCAUUGAGCAAAUCAGAAUCAAAGCGAGGUGGGUUGAAAACAUAAAACAAGAAGAAUCUCUAGAGGAGCUUGUGAGAGAACUAGCUCGCGUUAGAUGAUCGCUUCACCCAUGAAUUAAGUCAAUGAUAUUCACAUCGAGCACGUUUAAUUAGUGAUUAUGUGAGGGUUCUUGUAAUGAAAUCAACCCUGAGAAUAAAAUUUAAAUCCCGCGUCAUGGAAGGUUCCGCUUGUAUAAUGGCUGGCCUACUCUGCUUUAGGAGAGGCAUAGUCAAUAGUGUUUGACACUUGAGCUCUUUGGCUAUAACUAUUAUGUACUAUAUUGCUUUUGUUGUAUCAUAUACUAGGUUUUCUACAUUGCUGUAA